Messenger RNA from Lytechinus variegatus (green sea urchin), 2273 nucleotides. RefSeq names its product MAU2 chromatid cohesion factor homolog (gene mau2). Gene Ontology annotation, cellular component: SMC loading complex; chromatin. The record is from RefSeq and is a predicted model, not a curated record. Gene Ontology annotation, molecular function: double-stranded DNA binding; protein binding. Gene Ontology annotation, biological process: maintenance of mitotic sister chromatid cohesion; mitotic sister chromatid cohesion. Bases 107 to 1897 code for a protein of 596 amino acids. Lineage: Eukaryota; Metazoa; Echinodermata; Echinoidea; Temnopleuroida; Toxopneustidae. The transcript is spliced from 16 exons.
GGAAACCCCUAUUUUUCCAUGACGUCAACAGGAGGUGGCGCUCGACCACAAGCUCAAAUUUGACGAAGAAAAACGGUGAAAGAACGAAGGUCAGUGAGCGGAGAAAAUGGCGACCACUCAGCAUCCGAAAACCGAUUCUUGGUACAUCGCUUUACUGGGUCUUAGUGAAAGCUUUAGGACAGCUAGCCCACCUAAAAUCAAGCAUUGCAUUCACUGUUUACAGUCAAUAUUACAAUUUAAGCCACCGCCUCAUAUCGAAGCCAGGACGCAUCUACAGAUGGGCAGCUUAUUGUUCACGCAUACGAAGAAUAUGGAUUUAGCGCGGACUCAUUUAGAGAAGGCGUGGGCCAUGGCACAGAGUAUUCCAAACUUUGAUGAAGUUAAGUUUGAAGCAGCCAGUCUCCUUGCUAGUAUACAUGAACAACAGACACAGCUACACCCAGCAAAGCAGAUCUUACGUAAAGCAAUCAGCAUCUCUCAGCAAGCUGCAUUCUGGCGAUGUAGAUUACUCUUUCAAUUAGCACAAAUUCAUGCACAUGAGAAGGACUUUGUAUCAGCAUGUGAUUUGUUAAGAGUAGGAGCUGACUAUGCUGUAGUUGUAGGUUCAGUCUAUACACAAGCUCUCUUUCUCCUUAGUCAAGGAGUGUUAUUAUUAGUAGACAAGAAGUAUGGCGAGGUAGAUCCAGUGCUGACAUCAUGUGGUACAGUGAUAGGAUCCUACCAGGGUACGCCUACCAAUAAGGAAUCUCUCAAGGUCUAUUUCUUGGUACUACAAGUCUGUCAUUACCUCAUGGCAGGACAAGUCAAAAGUGUGAAGCCAGCUCUCAAGCAACUACAACAAGCAAUACAAAGUAUCACUGUAUUACAUACGGAAGAAGAGGAAGCUAGUAAUCCAGCCGAUCAGUUUCACUGGUUACCAAAGGAACACAUGUGUAUCUUAGUCUAUCUGGUCACCGUAAUGCAUUCAAUGCAAGCAGGCUACAUGGAUAAGGCUCAGAAAUAUACAGACAAGGCCCUCUUACAGAUCAGUAAACUCAAGAUCCUUGACUCCCAUCCGAUCCUAUCAUCUUUUCAACUCAUGCUGUUAGAACAUAUCAUCAUGUGUAGAUUAGUCAUGGGCCAGAAGUCACUUGCAGUACAAGAGAUUUCACAAGCAUGUCAAGUCUGUUCCCAAAACCCUAGAUUAUUCAACCUACAUAGAGCACAGCUGCAUACGUUAUUAGGUCUCUAUUCAAUGUCAAUGAACUGUAUGGAAAGUGCAGAGGCGCAAUUCAAUACAGCAUUGCGGCAAUUAACUACGCAAACAGAACUGUGGCAGUUUAUCUCACUCAACCUGGCAAUAGUCUACCUCCGGUCUGGUAACAGGCAACAAGAGUUAUUAUCACUAUUAGAGAGAGUGAAUCCAGAGACAACACACAUACAUGCACACAGUCUCAAAGCAGCAGGUUUCUAUGUCAAGGGUCUUCAAGCUUUCUUCCAAGCAAGAUAUAGUGAAGCAAAGAGAUACCUUAGAGAGACGCUGAAGAUGGCAAAUGAAGAAGAUCUGAACAGACUGACAGCAUGUUCCCUGGUACUCCUUGGCCACAUAUUCUUGUCAUUAGGAAACAAUAGGGAAAGUCAAAACAUGGUGUUGCCAGCGAUGCAGUUAGCAGGCAAGAUUCCAGACAUGCAUAUACAGCUCUGGGCAUCAGCAUUACUAAGAGAUCUGUACCACAUGUCAGGGGAUCCAGUCAGGCAGAGUGAAGGGUAUCAGAUGCACAGUUCAUUUUCACAGCAACUCCUCUCAGAUCACUUCCAGUCCUCACAACAACCUGAACACAAUCUCAUACAUUGGACAGAUGGCCCUAUUCCACCUCACCUCCUGCAGUCAGAAGGUGCAAGUACCAGUAUCUUGUAGCAUUCCAAACUCCAGAGGGAGGUCUUCAACCCCUAUCGAGUCUUUGAUCACCGGAAUCGUGUCUGUCUUUACCAUAGCAGAUAGUGGACUGUGUUAAUGAGACAAUAGACUCGUGGCAUAGCAGACUUGUUCUGGUUGGUUCAAGAUGUUGCCGUCUCUUGCGAUGUGCGCCAUAGAUCGUAAGGUGAUUGUUGCUGAAGCCCUUUGAUUUCUGAAGGGGCAGUGGGUUACCCAGAGAAACCUGCAGUAGUGCAAAGAAGGUACUCAGGAGGUCAUCCCUUCUUCCGCCUGUUGCUUGACCAACAUCACAAGCUCAUUCCAGUGUAUCAGGUGGAAAGCUGAACAAAGGUGACAGUUAUGAUGAAGACUAUUUGUU